Messenger RNA from Populus nigra (black poplar), 2727 nucleotides. Its product is annotated as telomere repeat-binding protein 5-like. Gene Ontology annotation, molecular function: protein binding. The record is from RefSeq and is a predicted model, not a curated record. The transcript is spliced from 10 exons. NCBI's taxonomy places the organism in Eukaryota, Viridiplantae, Streptophyta, Magnoliopsida, Malpighiales, Salicaceae. Bases 432 to 2486 code for a protein of 684 amino acids.
AAGAAAAAUGUUGGGUGGUUUUUAGAGGGUUUUUCCAUCAGAGAGAGAGAGAGAGAGAGAUAAAAUAAAAUUGGGUAGCGUUCUAAAGAACAACGUUUUCUCGGUGAAAGGAAAACAUGGGAUAGAAAAUUAGAGAAACAGAGAGAAAGAAAGUGCCGUGUAAGGGACAAGACAUUUGUGUUUUCUUCUAUGAUCUUUGCAUCUUCUUCUAAAUUCGCUUUCAUAAUUUCCUUCUUUACGUGAAGGCAAAAUAUAAUAAAGGGGUGAACUUUGAACCAGAAAAGGAAGAGAAUUUUGGCUUUUUAAUAGAAGGUGUUAUUGUUGGGAUUAUAAAGCUUGAGUAACUGGGAAAAUUGUGCAUUUUCAAAAAUUGGAACCACAAAUGCUGUUACUCUGUACGUGAUGUGUCCUUCUUGGUAUGAUCUCUGAGUAUGGUGUUGCAGAAGAGAUUAGAUUACGGAUUCAAUGGCUAUCAGGUUCCUCCCAUUCCCCGAGCUACCAGAUCAGCUAGGAGGAGGAGUUCCUUUAAGAAGAAACAUGAAGAGAAUCAGAUGUGUGCAUUUGACUUAUUAGCCAUUGUAGCUGGAAAGUUAUUGCUUGAUAAAGAAAGUGCUCCCAGUUCUAGUGAUACAUCAGCGGACGAAGAUCAGCGUGCAGUUAUUAAUAGUGCUGUAAAAAAUGAAUGGCAGGAUGAAGAAAAAUCUUUGAAAGUAGAAGCUUGCGAUCAGGGAAGUGCUGACAAGAACAUCUAUGUUUCUGAUCUAUCACACGUUCAUCGACAAGGUUGCAGUUCCAAAGAAUCUCUGGUCACCCAGAAUGACCUCAAUUUAGGAUUAGCUUCUGCACUAGCAAAGCCUGAUUGUGCAGCGAGGUCCAAUGUUGAGAAGUUUGGGAAUGGCCAAAGCAAGAGUGAAAUAGGAACUUUUGCCAGCAAAGUGGAGGGAGGUUCCUCUGAGUACAUAGAAUUUGGUGACUGUAAAUUAGAGGCUGAAACUAAAACAGCAGUGAAAGAUGAGCCUCAUAAGUCUGGGAUGGUGCAAAGUAGCACUGUGGCCAAUAUAUGCAAUUUAGAGGACCCUGUGGUGAUGGAUGCAAAACCUCCUGCACUAGUCAGUUCAGAUAGUAGUGCCAAGGUGCCUCUGUGUGGGAACCAUAUUCCCAAUAGUUCUUAUCCCACAAAUCAGGAUGAUGUAAAUGUAGUUAGUAGAGAUGAUGAUGAAAACUCCUCUGGGUGUACUCACCCUAUCACCACAAAAAAGUUCUUUAGGCCAGCACCACGGAUUGGAGAUCGAAGAAUAAGGAAAAUUUUGGCUUCUAAAUAUUGGAAAGUAGCUCCAAGGUUGAAGGAUGCUAGAGUUUCUAACUCUGAUAGGGAUUUGAAGCCUGUUUUCCGCAAGAGGCAGAACUGUUACAGACAUCAAAGGUCUGAAAGGAUAUAUCCUUUCAAAAAGAGGAAGCACUUUGCCUAUAGUUCACCAUCAAAUUCUGAUGGAGGAAUGAGUUGUGAGUUUGUUUCUGAUUCAUCUCAAAAGGGCAGCAAUGAAGAUGCUUCUGUCUCCUGUUCAAGAAUGCGUGGAGGUCAACACACUUCAUUCCUACCUAGGGAUUCUCAUGUGAAGCUCAGGAUCAAGUCUUUCAGUGUGCCAGAGCUUCUUAUUGAGAUUCCAGAAAGUUCAACUGUUGGUUCAUUGAAGAGGACUGUCAUGGAGGCCGUGACUGCUAUACUUGGUAGUGGAUUACGUGUUGGUGUACUUCUUCAAGGAAAGAAGGUUAGGGAGGACAAUAAAACCUUACAGCAGACUGGGAUUUCUCGCAAUAACCAGUUGGAUGCUUUGGGUUUUUGCUUGGAGCCUAAUCCUUCACAAAUCCCCCCUUCUCUGUGCCCUGGAGAUUCUCCCUUUUUUCUUCAAUGUGACACACCACAGCCUAUACUCAGGUAUCCUCACACUACCGGUGUGGUACAUCAGGGCAUUUGUGCUGUUCCUGAGCCUCAUGUGAACAAUUUAGGGAAUUAUAUUGAGAGUGACCAUGACUCAGCACCCUCUCCUACUGACACUUCAAUGGACAAAAGCACUAAUUCAAAAGCGCUGGUUGCAGUACCAGCAAUGAAUGUAGAGGCGCUAGCUGUGGUUCCGGCACAUCGGAAAUCCAAACGAUCUGAGAUUGCACAGCGCCGAAUUCGUCGACCUUUCUCUGUUACUGAAGUUGAAGCAUUGGUUCAAGCAGUUGAGAAACUUGGAACGGGAAGAUGGCGUGAUGUUAAACUGCGAGCCUUUGAUAAUGCAAAGCAUCGGACAUACGUGGAUUUGAAGGAUAAAUGGAAAACACUGGUGCACACGGCAAGAAUAUCUCCUCAGCAAAGGAGGGGAGAGCCUGUCCCCCAGGAGCUCUUAGACAGGGUCCUAGCUGCGCAUGCUUACUGGUCCCAGCAGCAAGCCAGGCAACAGUUCAAACACCAGCAGGCAGAGACUUGCCUUCUCCUCUGAGAGCUGGUAGCACGUGUUUGAACAAAACAUAGACUAGUGGAUUAAGAGACUGAUUUCAAUUUUUUUAUGUAUUCUGUGGCCAGUCUGUAAAAAGUUGAUAACAAGGGAAAUAGAAGUGUUGAAGAAAUCCAUGUGAUAUUGUUGCGCUCGCCGCCAUUCUUUUCCUGCUUGGUGGGGUUUGGCACUUGUAAAUGGUCGAUUGAAUAAGAGCUUCCUAACAGAAAUCAUUUGGUAACAGAAA